UUUGCUUGAUGAAGUGGACAAACUAGAACAGCUAGUGAAUUUUGCUAGAAAGCAAGAUUGGUUUGGCCCUGGAAGUAGAGUCAUCAUAUCAGUUGGAGAUCCAAAUAAAAAUAACAUGAACGUGCUUCAUAUAAACUAUGAAGGAUCUAUCAACAGAGACAAGAACAUAUUUCUAGAUGUUGUCUGUUUUUUUAAGGAGUUGAACAAAGAGAAUGCAAUGAGGAUUAAAAAAUUAUUGUUUGAUGUCCCAGCUGAAAAGGUCCUCGUCGAUGACUUUACCAUCACUAUUGAAGAUAAUGACAAUCUUUUGAUACAUGGACAUAGAAGCUUCAACAUUCUGGAAAUAGAAUAUGAGGUGUCCCCAAAAAAGACCAAGCCCAACAAAGCCACAAUGAAAGUGGAGCCGCUACCAAAUGGUCACCCACCAACGCCAGUCUCCAAUCCUCAAUUAGAAGUGGAAGAUGCUGUUCCCAAAGAAGAUUUUCCACAGCAGGAAAAAAAUAAGGUUCCUCCAUCUCUCAUGGAAAAGCAAGAAAAGUUAGUGCCAAAUGGGAUUUUGAAAGCUCCAAAGGUUGAACUUUUGCCGCAAGAAGAAGUUCACAAUGAAGCAGCAAUGGUGAAACCAGAAAUGGAGCUUCCAGCACAAGCCGAAGAAGAUAACUCAGAAGACACAAAGGACACUUUGCAGGAAAAGAAACAAGAAUUAGGAGACUACUUCAACAUGUCAUUAGAAGAAAUCCAUCAAGCCAAUGCCUUUAACAACAUCGAGAAAAUUGUCAGCACCUUGACUCAUAAUUCUGCUACUUUAUAUGAGAAAGCAAACCUGCAAAAGCUUAUGGAUCGUUUCACAGAGUUCAAAGGGAGUGUUCCUGACUCCGUGACCACUGCAGAGAGAACCCAAGCUCACAGCAUAUCUCUCCUUAUGAAGUCCAUAAUGCUGAAGCAAAGUCUGGCUCAUGUACAAGAACAGCUCCGUUCUUCAGAGGCUGGGCUAUCCAAGAUAUCUAAAGAAAAGGAAGAAUUAGAUAUCCAAAUUCAGAGUUUGAUUUCCAGGAAAGAAAAGCUGAUAGAGCAUAAGAAGUCCACUGAAUUUCAAUUGGAAACGACCAAGAAAACCGUAUCCACUAAUCUGUCAGAACAGAAGAUGAUAGAUGGAGAAAUUGAGCAAGCAUAUGAAAACUGGUUCAAGGCAAAAGAAAAGCUAGUCUUGGCCAACGCAAGCUGGAAAUUGUUCAAAGAAUGUAUCGAGUUAUAA
Messenger RNA from Manihot esculenta (cassava), 1255 nucleotides. RefSeq lists its product as uncharacterized. Lineage: Eukaryota; Viridiplantae; Streptophyta; Magnoliopsida; Malpighiales; Euphorbiaceae. The record is from RefSeq and is a predicted model, not a curated record. Bases 116 to 1255 code for a protein of 379 amino acids. The transcript is spliced from 4 exons.